This is a messenger RNA of Athene cunicularia (burrowing owl), 1647 nucleotides long. It is a transcript of the gene PBLD, whose product is annotated as phenazine biosynthesis like protein domain containing. Gene Ontology annotation, cellular component: cytoplasm. Gene Ontology annotation, biological process: biosynthetic process. The record is from RefSeq and is a predicted model, not a curated record. The transcript has 9 exons. NCBI's taxonomy places the organism in Eukaryota, Metazoa, Chordata, Aves, Strigiformes, Strigidae. Bases 420 to 1286 code for a protein of 288 amino acids. Gene Ontology annotation, molecular function: isomerase activity.
GUGUCCUCAGGCGGCCCUGGCCACGGCUUGGGCGGGAGGGGAAGAGCGACCCGCGGGCGCGCACGUAAUGGCUGUCCGCCUCUCCUCAGUCAGCCCGCGGCUAGGCGGGACCCGCGGGAACCUGACCCGGCUCCGGGCACCGUCAGUGCCCCCGCGCGGGGCGGGCGGGCCCGUUACAGCGUCCUGGAGCUGGGAGCCAGCGACGUGAGAGCGAGGUUAAAGUUUUUUAAAUCAGUGCCGAGCGCUGCAUGGAAGGAGUCUUGAGUCCAUGUCCGCGCUCGGAAGUGACGGGAGGGGGGCCGCUGCCGCCUCCUGCCGCUAGGGAAACAUUAACUCGGAGUUCUGCUGUCACUCGGGGAUAAAGCAGGUACAAAGUACCUUGCAGAAAACAGCUUAAGACUAAAUAGGCGCAAACAACAAUGCAAAUUCCAAUUUUUACGGUUGAUGCAUUUACAAACCGGCCAUUUUCUGGAAAUCCUGCGACAGUUUGUCUGCUUGAAAAUGACUUGGUUGAAAAUUUGCACCAAAAAAUUGCAACAGAAAUGAACCUGUCAGAAACUGCUUUCAUCAGAAAACUGCACCCUGGAGAUGACUUUACCAAAAGUUCCUGCUUUGGGCUCAGAUGGUUCACCCCAGCCAAUGAAGUUCCUCUUUGUGGUCAUGCUACACUUGCAGCAGCUGCUGUAUUGUUUCAUGUACAAAAAAACAUAAAUUCAGUUCUCACGUUCAUGACGCUGAGUGGGGAAUUAAAAGCCAGACAAGUGGAGGAUCAUAUUGUCCUGGACUUGCCACUUUACUUCACCUACCCACAGGUACUUCAGGAAGUAGAAGAGUUAAUAAAGGCAGCCGUUGGCGACAUGGUUGUUCAAGAUCUCCGUUAUUCUCCUGACACAAAGAAACUCUUAGUCCGCCUCAGUGAUGCUUAUGAAAGGUCUGUGUUGGAAGAACUGCAAGUGAACGCACAAAGUUUUUUGUCAGCUGAAAAAACAGGAAAGGUGAAAGGACUCAUACUCACCCUUAAGGGAAAUUCCAGUGGAAAACAUAAAGGCCAUGAUUUCUACUCCAGAUACUUUGCACCUUGGUAUGGAGUUCUGGAAGACCCUGUUACAGGAUCUGCUCAUGCUGUUCUAAGCAGCUACUGGUCAGAGCAGCUGGGGAAGAAAGAAAUGCUUGCUUUUCAGUGUUCCCGCCGUGGAGGAGAGUUGAAGAUUUCGCUGCGUAAUGAUGGAAGAGUUGAUAUUGCGGGGCAAAUGGCUAUUGUAUUAAAAGGAAACCUGACUUUCUGAAGAAAUCGACACUAAUUUCCCACACCUUCAAAUUUCUGAUAUUAUGCUGAUUAUAUCUUAGCUCUAGGCAGUGAAUCACCACUGUCCUCAAAAGUCUUUGAUUACUUAUUGUCCAUUUUUUAAAAAAAUGCUUGAAUAUGCUCACUUCUAAUCUUCAAUAUCCUUGAUAUUAUUUUCUUCACUUUCAUCUUGCCACUUCAUAUGUACACUGACCUCAGAAAAUGUCUGAGGACAGCUAUCUUGUUUUUCUGCUGUUUAAUGAUUCUGUUCCUUAUUUCCAAAUUGUAAACCUUUCUGAUGGAUAAAAUAAUCAAACUUUAUCCAUAUUCAGUCAUCUUUCGUGAAAUCUGACUACAGUCCU